AUGCGGCCAGGGGAGGCACCCUUGCUGACGGUGGUGUGGUUGCAGGACUACAAGGAGUUCAUAGAUGCGGAAUGCCUGGUGCCGGCGCCCGUGACCGAGGCCCCGCACCACAUAGAGCUCCGGCCUCUCAAGACGGAGGACGGAGGAGGAGCGUCGGGGGGCUGCACCGUCGACCUCGCUUCCAUGGACUCCACCGACACCUUCGCCUCGUGUCCCACCCACCCCUUCAACUCUCAGGCGGACCUCACCGACGACCCGCCCAAUAACAAAGAUUCGAACCUGUAUGUCAACCCUCUGGACGCCGACGGCUACCAGUCUCCCUCUUCCACGACCGCUGCUGCUGCGCCUUCCACCGCCACCGCGGCCGUGGGGCCUCGCACGCCCACGCCCAGAUCGUCGCCUCGCCACCGCGUGAUCCACCGCCCGCAGGCCUACACCACCGACUCCUUCGACGACACCCGCAGCACCGACAACCUCCUCGGAAGCAGCCGGUCCUCGCUGCAGGACUCGCCGCUGCCCAAACACCGCCGCGCGCGCUUCCAGGAGGAGAAGCCGCGUCCGUUCAGCCGUCUGCUGGAGUCUGUGGAGCGGGCCAGGGCUGCGAGGGAAGGUUCAUCUGCCGACAAGGCCAACAAGAUCACCAACAGAGGUCGUAGCGGUAGCAAAUCAUCGCUAGGCGGCGACUCGCUGGACUCGCGGCGCUCCCACGGCUCGCCCGAGCGGCGGAAGUCCAUCCUCAAGCACCGGGACCCGGAGACCGAGCAGCUGCUGCCUGACCUCACCUUCGAGCCUCCGCCGCCGGCAGGGGACCACGACAAACUGGGGCGCCCCUCCCUCAAGGGCAUCGGGCCCAGGGCGGGCGGAAAGCCUCACGCCCUCCCCGUCAAGUUCGUGGGCGUGGACGAGGAGGAGGACAGCAACCGCCCGCGCCGCACCCUGCCCCGCUCGCCCAUGCCACGGAGACACCCGCAGCGAGCGCCUCUGGCGGACUUGCUGGCGGACUUCGCGGGGCAGGAGAAGGCGGCGCGGGACGAGGCUACGCCCGAGAACAUUCUCAAGGACUCGCUUGAGCCCAAACUGGCGGCGACUCUCGACCAGCGCAACGCCAACCUGGUGCUACGCUGCUCCAAGGCGCCCUGCCUGUACAACCAACCUGCCUCCACCUCGCCCAUGGCCACGUCUCCUGACGAGGUUGGCGAGCCGCGACUCUGCCUGUGCGGGGCGCCCAUGACGCGCGUGGCGGCGCCCGCGCACGCCACCUCCGCGCCCUCCAAUGCCCUCCCGAACGCCCGCCCAGUCACCGAGAACUGCCUCAUGAUGGACGACCUCAACAACGGCCCGGCCACGCUGCGCGACAUCGACGACCUGUUGUUCGCGGACCACACGCCCACCGAGGAGACGCACCUCCUGGACCGCUCGCUCUCCAUCCCUCACAACGCCUCCGCCCUCAACACCUAG
Molecule: messenger RNA, 1458 nt
Organism: Penaeus vannamei (Pacific white shrimp)
Lineage: Eukaryota; Metazoa; Arthropoda; Malacostraca; Decapoda; Penaeidae
Source: RefSeq, a predicted model, not a curated record